Molecule: messenger RNA, 468 nt
Organism: Nematocida homosporus
Lineage: Eukaryota; Fungi; Microsporidia
Exons: 1
Coding region: 1-468 (155 amino acids)
Source: RefSeq, a predicted model, not a curated record
AUGGACAGAACAUUACAACUUAUUCAACAACUUCGCAAAGAUAGAGUUCCCUUCAAUGUUGUUACUAUCGAAGACGAAAGACUUAUCCGUCAUCUUUUCGGUCUUCCAGAUCCAGCCAUAACUUUCAAUCCCAAUCACGACCCCAAUAAACUCAAUCUCGUCAUCCAUAUUUCCAAAGAAGAGGCCAAACAGAUUUUGAAACACCGUCCCAACCUCAAUACUAUCCUGCUUACCAACGAGUACACUACCUUAAGUGAACUAAACAUCCUUACCAGACAAAAACAACUCCUCCCAGCCGCCGACGACCACCAAACCAUCACUCCCGCCGAACACCAAGCCCUCAACGGCGAAGUAGAUCUCCCCGCCCAUCUCCUCCGAGAAAACCUCCGCGCCCAAUGCAAACUCCCUGCCUCCCGAGCCGCCCGCAUCACCGGCAAGUACAUCAGCCCCGAACCCCUCGAUGAAUAA